AUGUUAGCUGAGUUGUCUGUGAGAGAGAAGGAAGCAAACAUUAAGCCUGAUCCUGAUGUUGAUAUCUUUAUGAAGAUAUUGGGACUUGACAUCUGUGCUGAUACCCUCGUUGGAGAUGAAAUGUUUCAAGGGGAGACGACGGUUGGACCAGCUAAAGCACUAUUCACAGAUGAGAUUUCAACUGUCUUAGACAGUUCAACAACAUUUCAGACAAUGAAUUCAAUCAGGCAAUCAAUCCACAUUCUUCAAGGAACUACUAUGAUCUUACUCUUGCAGCCUGCACGAGAAACUUAUAACUUAGUCGGUGACAUAGUUCUAUCAGAUGGACAAAUUGCUUACCAAGGUCCACAUGAAAACAUCUUAGGGUUCUUUGAGUACAUGGGAUUCAAAUGCCCUGAAAGGAAAGGAGAAGCUGAUUUCUUACUAGAAGUGACAUCACGGAAGGAGCAAAAGCAAUACUGGGCUAAUCGAGAUGAACCUUAUAAGUUUAUUACUUUGAGGGAAUUUUCAGACAAGUUCCAGUCUUUUCACAUUGGACAGAAGCUAGGGGAUGAGCUUGGUGUUCCUUUUGACAAAUCCAAGAGCCACCCUGCUGCUCUAACCACACAGAGUUAUGGUGUUAGCAAGAAGGAAUUACUGAAAGCUUGCUCAGCUAGAGAAUUCCUUCUUAUGAAGAGGAAUUCAUUCAUCUAUAUAUUCAAGAUAGUACAACUUAUCAUAAUGGAUUUCAUAACAAUGACACUAUUCCUACGAACGGAGCUGCACAAGAAUACAGCAAGGGAUGGGGGUGUUUACUUGGGUGCACUGUUUUUUUGCUGUAAUGAUGAUUAUGUUCAAUGGAUACUCAGAACUUGCCCUCAGUAUUAUGAAGCUUCCAGUCUCUACAAACAGCGCGAUUUUCUCUUCUUUCUUGCAUGGGCAUAUGCUCUGCCUACAUGGAUUCUUAAGAUACCAAUCACACUUGUAGAAGUUUGCAUUUGGGUGUGUAUGACUCAUUAUGUUGUAGGAUUUGAUGCAGUUAGUGGGAGGUUUUUAAAACAGAUAUUGCUUCUUACAUGUGUUAACCAGAUGGCCUCGGCACUAUUUCGCUUAUUAGCAGCUCUUAGAAGAAAUCUAAGAGUUGCAAACACAUUCGUAUCAUUUGCACUACUUACAGUUAUGGUUAUGGGUGGAUUCGUUGUAUCUAGAGGUAAAAUUUCAUGCAGUGUUGAGAAACUGCACAAAAUGUCAUUGCUGUCAAUGAAUUUCUCGGGAAGAGUUCCUCCAAACUCCGCAGAUACCUUAGGUGAAACACUCUUAAAAUUGUGUGGACUCUUUCCAUCUGCAACUUUUGGGAAACCUCAGCCAAUUCUAUCUGAAGAAACUGUGACAGACAGGAUAGCCAACACAAGGGGAGGAAAUGAAGUUCUACGAAGUGCAUCUUCCAGGUUUAUGUCUUCAAGAGUAGAAAGCAUCAACGAGGCCGAUGCAAACAGGAACAGCAAAAGAGGAAUGAUUCUUCCUUUUGAGCCCCUUUAUAUAGCUUUUGAUGAUAUCAGAUAUGAGGUAGAUAUGCCACACUUUAUGGGUGUUACUGGAGGUGGUAAGACCACCCUGAUGGAUGUCUUAGCCGGAAGUAAAACUGGUGGACACAUAGAAGGAAGCAUCACUAUAUCAGGGUACCCCAAGAAGCAAAAACAUUUGCUCGAAUAG
Messenger RNA from Solanum tuberosum (potato), 1692 nucleotides. RefSeq names its product pleiotropic drug resistance protein 1-like. Gene Ontology annotation, cellular component: membrane. The transcript is spliced from 10 exons. The record is from RefSeq and is a predicted model, not a curated record. NCBI's taxonomy places the organism in Eukaryota, Viridiplantae, Streptophyta, Magnoliopsida, Solanales, Solanaceae. The coding region runs from base 1 to 1692 and encodes 563 amino acids. Gene Ontology annotation, molecular function: ABC-type transporter activity.